GAAAGGAGGGAACCCGGGCGGGAGGGAACGCAGGCUGCAACCUUCGGGACGCUCUUCUUAGAGAUGAUUCUUUGAAUGCGCAUGAUGCGGAGUUGCAGCAACAGGAGAAAGACCAGCUUCUGUCAGAGAAGAAUGCAUUACCUUUCCGAGUCCACUUUCAGAUCAGUUGUGGAGUCAUAGGGGCACUUUUGGACUGAGCUGUGAUUUCGAGGAUCUCAGGUGCUGAAGUAACGGAGCAGGCAGGACCAGAGUUUUGGAGAUGCAAUCUAAGGCAAAGUGACCUAGGGUAAAAUUGUGAAGAGUUGUCAGGGGAUCGGAUAUCUAGAUAGAAGUAACUCUUUCUAGAAAUGUGUUAUUUAACCAGAUCUCAGAAAAAGGAUAAGAGUGUUGUGACUGGGCACUAAGUGAUGUAGUUGGUACUUGGAAUCUGGUUAUCUUGACUUCCAGUUUAAGGUCCUCAACCGUAAGGAGGUGUAGAUCACCGAAGUGUGAACUACACAAGCAGUUGUUUUAUUCUCACUAUGUCUUUAAAUCAUUGAUUCCCAACCCCGUAUCCACAUUGGUAUUUUCUUGUGGCCCUCUAUGAUGUAUUUUCAGCAUGGCAGCCUGGUGACAUCUGUUUUCAGGAGCUUCUACAUGAGUUGGCUGCCUUUAAUGGUUGUAUUUUUUUUCUGAGAAGGGACAGAGGGUUACAAAGAUUAUUUUAAAGUGUUCUUUGUCUUCAAGUAGCUUUUUGGAGCGUGCAUAAUGCAUGUGGAUAUAAUACAGACUAAGUAUGAAAAUAUGUGGAAGAUGUGUCUGAAAUAAGACAUUAGUGAGAGUUGCUUUUUGUUGUGGUUUGUUUUUUUAAAUGUGUCUGGGUGUUUUGUCUAUGUGUAUGUCUGUGCGCCAGUGAGGUGCCUGGUGCCCACAGAGGCCAGAAGAGAGAGCCAGAGCCCCUGGAACUGGAAUUAGAGAUAGUUGUGAACUACCAUGUGGGUGCUGGGAGUCAAACCUGGGAUCUUUGUAAGAGCAGCCAGUGCUCUUAACCUCUGAAUCAUUUCUCCAGCAUCCCCUGUGAGAGAAUUUUUCUGCUUGGGCAAAUGUGUAUAUUUUGAUAAAGAGAUGACCAAGAGUUUAGAUUGGUGCUAUUUAUUUAUGGACACCAGGUUGGACAGUUGGCUUUUUAAGGAAGGUAGGGCAGAUCCAUUGACAAUUCAGUUGGAGAACUGAUCUGUAAAGUUUAUCUGACAGUAAUGUAUAGUUGAAAAAAUAGAAAACCAAGUUGGAGGGCUACAAUGGAUGAGUGAUAAGGAAUGUGUGAGCUCGGAUAUGGAAAGAAAAAAAAACAUUGAGGAGACAGUGUUGGCAGAAUUUGAGUGUAGUGGUUUUGAGAAGAUGAACUAAAAAUAAUGAUGCUAUUGAUAAGAUGUAAGGACAUUUGAAAGGUAGCUUGGAUAUGUUGAAUGUAGACUGAGCUUGGGAGACAAGUGUUGACUUCUGAUCACCAUUCCUUUUGACUUAUUGAAACCCUGUGAAGAAGUGGAAGGGAGAAGAUGAGAGGGACAGAAAAGAAAAUUGCCAGGGACAAGACCUUUGGUUACUUACUUGUAUUUGGAGGAAAAGCGAUGAGCAAAUGAUUAUAAAUUGUAUAUGCAGUGCUUCCAUGAACUAGGCACGUUUUCAGAUACCUUCCAUGUAGUUCCCUAUGUGCAUCAGCUAGAAGAGGAUCCAGAGUCCUUUGGGCAGAACUAUCCAGAGGAAGCGGAUGGGACUUUGGAUUGCAUUAGCAUGGCCCUGACGUGCACCUUUAACAGGUGGGGCACGCUGCUUGCAGUUGGCUGUAAUGAUGGCCGAAUUGUCAUUUGGGACUUCUUGACAAGAGGCAUUGCUAAAAUAAUUAGUGCACACAUCCAUCCAGUCUGUUCUUUGUGUUGGAGUCGAGAUGGUCAUAAGCUCGUGAGUGCUUCUACAGAUAACAUAGUGUCACAGUGGGAUGUUCUUUCAGGCGAUUGCGACCAGAGGUUUCGAUUCCCUUCACCCAUCUUAAAAGUCCAAUAUCAUCCUCGAGAUCAGAACAAGGUUCUCGUGUGUCCCAUGAAAUCUGCUCCUGUCAUGUUGACCCUUUCAGAUUCCAAACAUGUUGUUCUGCCGGUAGACGACGACUCCGAUUUGAACGUGGUGGCUUCUUUUGAUAGGCGAGGGGAAUAUAUUUAUACAGGAAAUGCAAAAGGCAAGAUCUUGGUCCUGAAAACAGACUCUCAGGAUCUUGUUGCUUCCUUCCGAGUCACAACAGGAACAAGCAAUACCACAGCCAUUAAGUCCAUUGAGUUUGCCCGGAAGGGGAGUUGCUUUCUAAUUAACACAGCAGAUCGAAUAAUCAGAGUUUAUGACGGCAGAGAGAUUUUAACGUGUGGAAGGGAUGGAGAGCCUGAGCCUAUGCAGAAACUGCAGGACUUAGUGAACAGGACCCCAUGGAAAAAAUGUUGCUUCUCUGGGGAUGGGGAAUACAUAGUGGCGGGCUCUGCCCGGCAGCAUGCACUGUAUAUCUGGGAAAAGAGCAUUGGCAACCUGGUGAAGAUCUUGCAUGGAACCAGAGGAGAACUCCUGCUGGAUGUGGCUUGGCAUCCAGUUCGACCUAUCAUAGCUUCUAUUUCCAGUGGAGUGGUGUCCAUUUGGGCCCAAAAUCAAGUAGAAAACUGGAGUGCAUUUGCACCAGAUUUCAAAGAGUUGGAUGAAAAUGUAGAAUAUGAGGAAAGAGAAUCAGAGUUUGAUAUUGAAGAUGAGGAUAAGAGUGAGCCUGAGCAAACAGGGGCUGAUGCUGCUGAGGAUGAGGAAGUAGAUGUCACCAGCGUGGACCCUAUUGCUGCCUUCUGUAGCAGUGAUGAAGAGCUGGAAGAUUCAAAGGCUCUGUUGUAUUUACCCAUUGCCCCUGAGGUAGAAGACCCUGAAGAGAAUCCAUAUGGCCCCCCGCCGGAUGCAGUCCCAACCUCCUUGAUGGAUGAAGGGGCUAGUUCAGAGAAGAAGAGGCAAUCUUCAGCAGAUGGGUCCCAGCCACCAAAGAAGAAACCUAAAACGACCAAUAUAGAACUCCAAGGAGUGCCGAAUGAUGAAGUCCAUCCACUACUGGGGGUGAAGGGGGAUGGCAAAUCCAAGAAGAAGCAAGCAGGCCGGCCUAAAGGAUCAAAAGGUAAAGAGAAAGAGUCUCCAUUUAAACCGAAACUCUACAAAGGGGACAGAGGUUUGCCUCUGGAAGGCUCAGCGAAGGGUAAAGUGCAGGCGGAACUCAGCCAGCCCCUGGCAGCAGGAGGAGCGAUCUCAGAACUGCUAUGAAGACGGUGAAACUCAUCGUUUUUCUCAUGCUGUCGUCAGGUAGCCUUUGGACAGUGCGGCCAGUCAUUUGAGAUUGGCUUUAAUCGAAAACAAAGGCCUCUGCCUCCCACCCAGGAGGUGGAAGGAGGAUUUUAUGUUUGAAUGAAGAAGUGAAUUAUGGAAGAAGAGCACAGGUCCCUGCCUUCCCUUUCAAGCAUAAGUCCAAAUAGGCUCUCAGGAAUGAGGAUACGUGAAGACGUCGGGAGAUCUGACUCACUUCAGCUUCACACUUGGUUGUGUUGCUGGUGAAAAAUGCCCGUGUUUUGUUCACCUGACUGUUGAAGUCACAUCCUUUGGACAUGUCAUCCCCAUCUCCUGCUGCCUUCCAUCCUCAAUGCAUGUCCUUGUGACUUGUUCUUUUCUGAAAUUUCGCUACCAGUGUCCUAGGAAACCCGGUGCAUUUUCUGUUUCUUUCAUUCAUAACUCCCCUUCUCAGAUGCUUCCUGUAUUUCUAUAUUGUGUAUAAAGGUUGGACAGAGAAGCGAGUGCUUGAAAGAUUUCAAAUUGGCAGAAAAGGAAGGAAUCUAGAAGGCCCCUGUCAUUCUGUCUCGGGAGGCUGGGCUCUAGAGAAGCUGGGGUUUCCCUUGCAUUGCAUGUUUUCCAGUAUCAGAUCUGUUUGAUAAUCAUGGUUUUUGGAUAUGAUUAGUUUUACCCAUCUCCAGCUAAGGAUCAUCAGUAGUUUGUGUAUUACUUUAUCCAUGUUGACUUCCAGAGUUAGAAACAAAGCAAGGUGUGUUUCUCCACAAGCUUCUGUAUCAUGGGGGUGGGGCACCUAUUCGAGGACUGACGUGAAACCCCCAAAAUCAAAGCAGCAGCAGCUCGCUUCAAAUCAAAGAUGAGGUUCAUUCGUUCAAUCAUUGCCUGUGGAGAACCUGUCCGCACCAGCCCUAGUGUGUCUCUCUUCCUGGAGCCAGGCCCCCUGUGUUUUCACACACUUCCUUUCUGUGAAAGGUUGCUUAGCUUUUUUUUACCCUUCUCUUUCUCACCCUGGCUCUCUCUGCAUUUGCUGUUCUUUUAAUAAAAAUAGCAAAUUGGAUGGA
Molecule: messenger RNA, 4391 nt
Organism: Peromyscus californicus insignis
Lineage: Eukaryota; Metazoa; Chordata; Mammalia; Rodentia; Cricetidae
Gene: Rbbp5
Product: RB binding protein 5, histone lysine methyltransferase complex subunit
Exons: 14
Coding region: 1633-3312 (559 amino acids)
Cellular component (GO): Set1C/COMPASS complex
Molecular function (GO): protein binding
Source: RefSeq, a predicted model, not a curated record